UGUGUUGAUUAUAAAUCAGCAUGUGGCAGCAGAGGACAGCCAGCUUUCUCCAACUGCCAUUUCCUUGUACUGAAACAUGACCCCUGCUAACGCUUUUACAAGCCGCUUUGGAUCAUGUGGGAAUCACACCUCAUUGAAGCUUGGCCACCCACCCUGCCCUGUGUUGGGCAAGCCGUCUUCUCUGGCACCAGAGCUAGUGUAGUGCUGCUUGAGCCUCCCUGUGGAUGGUGAAAUGCUAAUGUGAGCCACAUUGCUUCAUAGUCACACAUGCCAUUUCACCCCAUGUGAUCAAUUUCUUAGGAAAUUGCGUCCAUUUGGUGGUGUGGCCUGGAGCGUGAUGGGUGACAGGUGGGUGACCUUUUGUGGAAGUGUCUCAUAACACCAACUGCCCAUGUUUUGGUCUAAUUGCGAGAGUGUACGUUUGCUUGGGUUAGUAGCUCUAGUGUUGUCAUUAGCACUUGGGGUGUUAUGGGAGUCUGGAGGGCAGUUGUUGAGAUAUCUUUGUUGAGGCAGAGUCACAACAUGAUAAAGGACAUGAUUUCCCAUAAUAGAUACUGUCCUCAUGCCAAGGAAUCCUGUGAUGAGGGAGAGGAAAAUGGAGCAUUCAGUACACAUAUCUCUAUCUCAGCUCCCAGAAUGCAUUCAUUUCCUUGUAUUUUCUUAUUUGUGAAAAAGUGUAACUUCACCAAGUCCUCCACAUUCCUCAUUUUGGCGCUCAUUGAAGGCUGCUGUUUGCACACAUAACUGUUAUCAUGACUUUAUUCACAAAUCUUUUUUUUCUUUAAAUAUGUUUUUUUCCCCUUCAAAUUGUAUAUAUUUUUUACCCUCAGAGGUAGGCUUAUGACUUUUUUCUUUAGAACCUUGGCUAUUUUUUGUACUUCGUCUCAGCGUCUAAAUAACCUCUUAUUAUUUAGAUAUUCAUCGGAAACCAUAGCUACUAGUAAUCAGUAACUACGCUGAAACUAAGAGAGAAAGGUAUGUAGUUAGAAGAGUAAGGAAUAUCUCAACUUCCUGAUGGGUUCUGGGAGUCUAAGGGGUUAAACAUGUUUUAAAAUAUCACACUUUCAUAGCUUAGCAGCAGGGAUGGAUUAGUAAAUCCUAAGCCCUCUUCCACACCUAGCUACGUAUUGCUACAUUACACAUCUAUUAUGAGUAGUUGAGUAGUCUCGUGCAGAAGGUGAUCUUAUCUGAAGCAACUGACUUCUUUCUUGCUUUUCACCUCACAAAAUAAUCAACCAAAAAUCAACAAAGUGCAGCUGCAGCUCAAUGGCCAGCAAUAACAGCAUGUUGAAUCUUCUUUGGUUUAUUUUAUUUUUAAUUGCAUCCAUUUGAGAAAAUGUUCUUCAAAUUCUCUUUUCAUUGACACACUUAGUGUGGGUUAAUGGUUAUCCAUGUUUUUUUUCAUCUGCUUAUCUAGCUCCAGUUAAAACCUACUAGGACCCAACUGACCAUUCAUUGGUUGCAAAUUCAGACCUACACACCAAUAACAUUUCCAAAUUUAGUUCAGAUUCUGCGACAUUGCAUUCAUGUUCUACAUGUCAUGGUGUGUGUGAAAUAGUCUAAUGACCUAAUGGCCUUUAUUGUUUGUAACCAAAAACCUGGUUGCAGAAAGACCUGAGUAGCCUAGCAACCUGACACUACUUGGUUAUAAUCUGACUGAAGAAUCUGUGAAGAAUUUUAUUUAGGAAUCAGACUGACAUUAGCUAAAAUGUUAUCUAUUAUUAUUAUUGAUGAUACUUAUUCACUUAAGUUAUUAACUUAUUAACUUAUUAUUAUGGAUUACCAAAUUUAUUGCUUGAGGGAAUGUUCAUGACAUAUUCACAAUAUAUAUAUAUAUAUAUGUGUGUGUGUGUGUGUGUGUAUUACAGCAUCAAGGAAACACUGUAUGCUACGCUAUCAACUAUUAUCACAGAAAUAUACAGCAUUUACUUUCUGGACUCUUAUAUAUACUUAUACCAGCCACUUUAUUAAGAACACCAUUCUGAUACUAGCCUGACAUGACUGCAUCACAUAUUUUGUCAAAUUCAUGCUGCGAAUCUCCUGUUCUACCGCAGCCCAACGGUGCUCAAUUGGAUUCAGAUCUGGUCACCGCCUAGGCCGUUGAAGUUCACCAAACUCAUUGUAAUGUUCAUGGAACCAGAUGAGAGGACUUGUGCUUUGUGACAUGGUGCUUUAUCAUGCUGGAAGUAGCCAUUAGAAGAUGGGUAAAUUGUGGCCAUAAAGGGAUGCACAUGUUCAGCAACAAUACUCAGAUAGGCUAUGGCAUUCACACAAUGCUAAAUUGGUGUUAAGGGGCUCAAAGUAUACCAAGAAAUCAUCAGUGAGCCUGUGCCCACUGUAGUCUCAGAUUCCUGUCAGCCAAUCAGGCACAGGCUACAGUGAGCACAGACUCACCAAAAAUGAACAGGUGAAGAUUGGAAAAACAUGACCUGGUCUUUACCAAUCUUUAAAUGCCUAGUUUCAGUGAGACUGUUCCCAGGGUAGCCUCAGAUUGCUCUUCUUGACUGACAGGAGGGAUUGACCAAUGUGGUCUUCUGCUGUUGUAGCCCAUCUCCCUCAUGCUUUGACAUGCAUUCUGAGAUGCUUUUCUGCUGAUCGCAGUUGUAAAGAGUGGUUAUUUGAGUUACAGUACCCUUCCUAUCAACUGGAACCAGUCUGGCCAUUCUCCUGUGACCUCCCACAUCACUGGGAGCUGGUGGACUCAGGUCAGGAGAGCGGGUCUGGAGCAGAAGCUCAGCUUACAGACUGCUGGAUGAGCAUCAAGCUGUUCCUUGAGGAGACGUCUUCUUUCAAACAGCAGAAUCCGGGGAAGUUUUGUCUUCUGGUAUGCAGCUUGUGUUUUUUCCUGGCCGUACUGGGCAAUUACAUUCCAGGAGUUGUUAUUUCAUAUAUUAUAGUGCUAGGCAUAUUCCUGUGGCCUGUUGUGUCGUCACAUGAGUUUGGGAUGUGGCUGGAACCAGUUCUGCAGAAACUGAACUUUGGAGUGGGGCACUUCCUGCAAAAGAUAAAAGAGAAUCAUGAAAAGAGAUUACUCCAAGCAGAGGCUGAGAAAGAAAGCAUUGAAGCUGAUCUGUCCUCAAUGUUCCCUAAGCUGGACUCCACGGUGUGUAGGGAGCUGUCUGUAUCAGACACAGAAGUCUCUGAAGUAACAUGGACUGAUAACGGCACCUUUAACUUAUCAGAAGGACACACACCUCAGACAGAGAACUCAGAGGAUUUAGAUCGUCGCAGCGAGGAGGAGGUGUUCUCUGGUGGCCUCACUGACUUUCCCUCCUUGGAUAAUGGUGCAGGAACGAAUGGGGAUGAUGAGGACCUGAGCAUUGGCCUGCCCACCACGUCCAUCCCCCAGCACAGAGUGGCUCGAGGGACAGGUGUGGGGGACGAGGCUGCGGUGACUCAAGCUUUGGGACUUCUACAGAGGACGGCCGAGAACGCCAUUACAGCUGCAGUCACUGCUGCCAUACAAGAGCGGCUGGAGUCGGCGAUUGCUGACAACACAGACAGCGAGGCUGAGGACUUUGAGCUGCUGGACCAGUCUGAGCUUGAACAUAUGGAGGGUGACCUGGGCCUGGAGAGUGAGAAUGGUGAGCCUCAGGCCAAAGACGCCAAAAAUGCUGGUUUUUUCUCCAAACUGCUCGGGCACCAGUAAUGACAUCAUCUUUGCAAUGAGGUAGAAGCGUGAGUAGAAAACAGUCCUAGAGACUGGGGAAGGUCCAGAUUAAUGACGGUAUUCCAUUGUUUUUUUUAAUGUUAAAAUGUUUCAAUUAAAUCACCUUGCAGUAAAUUCCAAAUCCACAGAGGAACGAUGCUUCUUGUACAAUGAUGUGUGAGGGAAGGAAUGAGGGUUUGAUACUUUCAGGUUUUUUUUUUUUUUAUCUUCUUCAUUUACCCACCUUAAAAUGGUUUCAGACCUGGUCCCCAUUUUAAAACAAAUUCUAUAAAACUUUUUUUCAUUUGUUUGUGUUGAUUUGAGAUCUAAACAUUUGUUUGUGCUUUUUUGGUUUUUGAGAAAUUAUAGUGGCCAUAUUUCACUGUAAAACUAUGGCCAUGAGUGACGUUGCAGACACCAACUCAACUCAAACCAAACCAAUAUCUAAACAUAUUAGCGUCAAAUGUUUGUACUGUACAACAGUUUCUGCUUGAUUUUUUUUUUUUGAUGUAUUACAUUCAAUUCACAGUGACAUCACUCUCAGACUCACAUUCAUACUGUAAUAUCUCAAAAACCAAAACACCAAAAUAAAUAAUUUUUCAUGACAUAAAACCAGUUCAAACGUUUUAAUUUCUUUUCAUAUGGGGUGCCAGCUUAAUAAAGGGUAGUUUCAGUUAGAGGGAGAUUCUCAUUAUGCUGCUGCCAAAUGAACUUGUUAUAAAAGUUAGUGAGUGAUGUGCAGAUCAUCUCCUCUCAGCACCUUCUUUCCUGAUAAUAUACACGGCUCAAAGGCCAAAGAGACAAGGCCUCUCACAAAAAGACAAUCAGUAGGGUUUCCACAUGAAUAACUACAUCGUAACCAAAAAAUUGUAUUCAUCUAUAACUCAAGCAGAUAAUCAUGAAAUAUGUACUUCUUAUGUUGCCUUUUUUUAGGCUUUGUAUUUUUUAAAAAUUAAACAUUGUUUUGGAGCUGGAUGUCUCAAUACAAGACUUCGCAUGAAUAAUCUUUUAUUUGUAUUUGCACCUUAUUUAUAGAGCGAUGCGACUAGGCAUUAGAGCACGCUGACACUGAGCUGAACUGUUUUGAGUACAUUAUUUAAAAAGAUUUUAUAUUCUUUGGCCCAUUCUUUCUAUCUUUCCCUCUCUUCCUCUCUAUAACAUAUAUAUAUAUAUAUAUAUAUAUAUAUAUAUAUAUAUAUAUAUAUGUAAUAUAAAUAUUAUAUGGUAUAUAUAUAUGGUCCAGUUUUAUUAGCAGAUUUGGUUGCAUUUUGUUCCAAAGUGAAAUGAAGAUGGAUUAAAGAAAAAAAAGAUGGCUGACAUUUGGCCCCACUUCACUCCUCUUUAUAUCCACUGCACUGGGGGUUAUAUAGGUUUAAAAUCUGUCAUUAUUCUGUGAGGUACUUUAUAUCUAUCUAAAAUCACUUUCUAAAUGUCCUAUGAAUUGUACUAUGAAAUAAUGUAAACAGCUCUUCUAGUAACACAAUGACUCAAUAUGAACUUUUCUAAUGUGAUUAAUAUGAACAUUAUCCAAAAAUGAUUUGUUUCAGUGUCAGUGUGAUUCCAAAUGCAUCUGAAUGUACUAUUUAUUCCUUCCUUUCUUCUUCUCUCCUGAUAGAUUACUUCACAUACAUAUGAUUGCCUUAUAUGCCUGUGUGAAUUGUGUGUCAGAAUGAAAGAACAAAAAAAUAUAGUUGUAUGUAAAUUAUCUUAAAAAUGUGAUUAAAAUAUGAAGAUUUAAAGUCA
This is a messenger RNA of Pangasianodon hypophthalmus (striped catfish), 5392 nucleotides long. RefSeq names its product reticulophagy regulator 1 (gene retreg1). Gene Ontology annotation, cellular component: endoplasmic reticulum membrane. The transcript has 7 exons. Gene Ontology annotation, biological process: reticulophagy; negative regulation of neuron apoptotic process. The record is from RefSeq and is a predicted model, not a curated record. Lineage: Eukaryota; Metazoa; Chordata; Actinopteri; Siluriformes; Pangasiidae. Bases 2525 to 3649 code for a protein of 374 amino acids.